Molecule: messenger RNA, 2852 nt
Organism: Actinia tenebrosa (Australian red waratah sea anemone)
Lineage: Eukaryota; Metazoa; Cnidaria; Anthozoa; Actiniaria; Actiniidae
Source: RefSeq, a predicted model, not a curated record
UAAUCGUUUUUCGCAGUAUUGAGGUUUAGCGCAUUAAGAAUUUUUUAGUUUUGGGUGUUUUUUUAUAACUCAUUUUUGGGGAAAUGUUCAAGGCGUUCGUCACCUCUGUACCUUGGUAACGUCAUAAACACGACAAAUUGCAGUUGGGCGCUUAYAGCAGAUGAGGUCUGUCUGACUUGAUUGGUAAUAACUCAACCAAACGGCUUUGAAUUCUCGCUUUUUAACCUAGGAAAUCCUCUUUUCUGAAGAGUGAUUUUYGAUUUUUCUCUCCAGCUUGAAGGGAUCGUAAUCGAAGGAUAUUCCUGGUUCCCUUAGGACGAUUUCGAMCAGUUAUUCGAACAGAACUCUAACUGAAGCGAUCGAAGAACACUUCAUCAAGAUAUUAGUUAUUUUUUCCGAUAUCUCGCCUCUGGGGAUUUGUGGUAAGCUUAGGUACCGUUUUCUAAAAACUUAUCGGAAAGAAGGAAAUCAUUUCUUUGUGGAAUAUUAAAAAAGAAGAUGACAGAAUCAGCUAUGAAAUAUUUUUUUUAAUUCAAGCGUCGUCGAAUUUAUAUGGAGGCGAGUGGUCGGUAAAAAGUUCUCAACUCCAAGUUUUUUAUUUAUGGAACUUUACGAUCUUUGCCAACAAUAAACAACUGGAUAAUUCUGACCUUACAACGCUUGAAUAUUGGCAAAAAGGCCAAUAAUACUAUUAGCUGUUAAAACUUAACGCAUCACAGUGGCCCCAUCAAGGGCUGGUAUUAUGGGAUGUUCGGCUGGAAAGCCAUUGUCAACCAGCCCYGAAAUCAGCACAAGCACUCAGCAUAGUACUCUGGCAUCAGUGACAGGCAAGAAUGAACAUGUCUUGUCUAACAAUGGGCUGGUUGAUAUCAAGCGAUCAUCCAACAAUAGUACAAUCACUAAUUCAAGUUCCAUAAGAAAUGGUGGAAUAAGGAAAGAUUCUUCCAGUAGCGUCAAGUCAUUUAAGGUGAUUGAACCUACMGAAGCUCCAAAAAUAGCCAAUCAAACCACUCAAUCAAAGACAAGAUUAGCACAAGACCAAGUCAAGGCUAAAAGAGAAAAGGAAAAUGGAGGUGCACCAAAGAAGGAUGCCAACAUCAAAAUUAACAGAAGUAAUUCCACAGACGAUCCGCCAGUUAAGAGUGUUCCACUCGGACAAGUCAAAGUGCAGCUGACGCAAUCCCAAGCAGAUUUUUUUACAAUGUUAGAUAAGAAAAUAGAAGAGGGUGAAGACUAUAAAUCAGAUUGUGAAAGAUGAAACAUUGAUCGUUAGAUCAACCUUGAUUAGCCGUGAUCAUUCAGUGAUGGGGAGACCUCUGCUUACUGGCGGGAAGAGGCACUUUGAAGGUGAAGACUUCGCUUCCUUGUUAACACAGGGGGGAGACUUAUCAGUGAAGUCUUUCGCAGCGAGGCGCCAUGAAAUGAUUCCGUUGUCAUGGUCACGGAGAUUCGAAAUGAUGCAGACGCCUUCAGGCGUCACAACGUAGUGAAGUUGACUCAUUGCACAGCUAUCCUAAUUUAAGGAGGCACGAUGGGGUAAUCAACCGUUGCCAUAGUAACAUGGAAUUCUUGGCGCAGCGACUACUGAAAAGUGGCAAGGUGCAGUUAAACCAACUGUUGCCUUAGCAACACAAAGGCUUUUUAAACAGGGAUUUUACAGUUAAGGGUCAAGAUGGAAAUAAAGUUGCUCGACGAAUAUACUGUCCCUGUUGCCUUGGCAACUGUAAGGAAACCCAUUCUUAGCUGAAGUUACGAUCUAAGCAAAAAGGCUGAAGAUAGAGAGUGGUGAGGACAUCUUUUGUGAUUUUGUUUGGGAUGUUAAUAGCUUGGAUUCAACACAAAUUAUUUAACAAUCAAGAGACGCCAUAUGGUCUUGAUCUACUGUAACUAAACCGUCACAUUCAGUCGUUAUCAGUGGUGUUUUCGCGUGUUAGAAAUUAGACUGUAAACUCCGUGGAAGAUUGCGGCAUGAUUUCAAAAUGCAGACAAGCAAAACUAAGGGGAAAAAACGCGAACAAACCUACUAAAUAAGUCAAUAUUUGCCAGAAAUUUUGCAUAAAAACAAAGAUUCGACUGAUACCCAAAUAGUACAGAGCUGGUAUCGAGUGAGUAAACGGCUCCCGGCUGAACUCAGUAAAAGUCCAUGAAAAUUUACUGGUUCUCGUGCCUUAAAUCUUACAUAUCAAGUACAAUUACGGCUCCAAAGGCAAUCGCAAAGCAGUUUCUGCAGAUGUUUUAGAGCGCACUAGUWGAGUUACUUCACGACUUGGUGAUGGAGGAAAACGUUCACGGAACGAAAAAAAAGCAAAUUAUUCAUAGUUCUAACGAAAUACUUCUGUAAGCUAUUUGCCAUAUUAUAAUCACAACGAAAUAACCAGUGGAACGUACUGUAUUUAAUCGAKUUUUUCGCUAAAGGAGUUGAGGAAGAGGACUAUUCCAAGAUCAAAGGUUACUAGUAAGUUUUAUUGUAUGCAGGCUUGACCCCGUUUUGUACUCACACUCUUCUCACCAAAAAAUCGACUUUACGUUAGAAAGCUGAGAAGGCUUUGAUUACGAGAAUGGGCUUGACCCAAGCUAGCAUCCUUGAAAGUUUCACCUUAUUUUCUUCCCUUACAAAUAGCGAAAAAAGUCCCAAAACUUGAGACAACAUUAAACCGGCUUCGUUAAACAGAGUCCUAAGACCUUAAAGGGACUUCAGUCAAGCUAAAUGUACUAUAAUUUCUUUCGUAUAAACAACUGAACAAAGGAAAAGAUUGCGCUAAAGACGGUAGAAUUCCUGCCAAAAAAAUAUUAUUUCGUUUGUAAAUGCGAGGUUUUGCAGUAACUAAACAACACAGAAAUCGAAGUUCAUA